GAAUAAAACAUUUACUGAAAAGAUGGGAGUGCAAAUUCCCAAGAGACGAAUGAAAUGAACGAUCCCCACUAUUGGCUCCAAAGCCAGCGCACAAAUGAUUCCACCUUCAGGAACUUUCACUCGCAAACUAUGUACAACCCUCUUCCGCUAUCUCCCACCUACCCGUAAAACCCCUCGAAACUUCCAAACCUCACGCGCUCACUCUUCCAGAAACUUCCACUCACUAAACUCUCACCCUACUGCAAUUCACACUCUCAUCAGGCCCAUUUCCAUCAUUUCCAUUACUCGACAGUCUACAACCGUCGCGCGCGGCAGACGAAGAUCGAGUAUCGCCGGCGUUUCAACCAUGGCCAACGGCGGAGGUAACGGUGACGGUGAAGGUUCCGUUACGUUUCAGUUAACUCCGUCGAGCUUGUUGAAGAUUCAAAAAGGUGAUAUCACUCAGUGGUCCGUAGACGGAUCCUCUGACGCUAUUGUCAAUCCUGCCAAUGAGCGAAUGCUGGGUGGUGGUGGUGCUGAUGGAGCCAUACAUCGAGCUGCUGGCCCAGAAUUACGAGAUGCAUGCUACAAAGUCCCAGAGGUACGUCCUGGAGUUCGCUGCCCAACAGGAGAAGCAAGGAUUACACCAGGUUUUAGAUUGCCAGCUUCUCAUGUAAUCCACACUGUUGGACCAAUAUAUGAUGCUGUCCCAAAUCCUAAAGCUUAUUUGACAAAUUCAUAUAGAAAUAGCCUGCGUGUGGCAAAAGAGAACAACAUUCAGUAUAUUGCUUUUCCUGCCAUAUCAUGUGGGGUCUUCGGAUAUCCUUUUGAUGAAGCUGCCACUGUGGCUAUAUCUACUGUCAAAGAAUUUGGCAGUGGCCUCAAAGAGAGUUGCGGCUUCCUUCAAAGCAUGUUCUGUUUCUCUUCUUCCCCACAGUCCACCAUACACAAACAGGUACACUUUGUGCUGUUUUCAGAUGAAAUUUAUGAUGCAUGGUUGAAGGCAGCGAAUGAACUGUUGCAGAAUUGAUUAGUAUGUUUUUGAGCAUCUGGAAAAUGAAGUUUGUGGUGAUGGAUAUUGGAGAUGCAUAUGACACUUAGAUAUUGAAAUCAAUGAAAUGUCAAAAAGAAGAGUCUGCUGAAUAUGAAUUACUCCAUGUAGUUGUUAUUUUACUACCGAUCCUUGUGAAGCAGAAUAACGCCAUUAUGGGUUUUAGCUCUUAGCUGAGGCUGAUAUUAGCUAGCAAGCUUUCUAUGCACCUAUUUACUGGACUCUGUCAGGAGAAUGAUAAUGUGAAAUAUAGUCAGUUUGGCAAGACUUCAAUUACGUAAUUUAAGGGAUAUUUCUGAAG
Molecule: messenger RNA, 1331 nt
Organism: Nicotiana tabacum (common tobacco)
Lineage: Eukaryota; Viridiplantae; Streptophyta; Magnoliopsida; Solanales; Solanaceae
Source: RefSeq, a predicted model, not a curated record